AUGGCUGCAGAAUCACUCACAGACCAUGCAGAGGGCUGUGUGACCUUUGAGGAUGUGGCUGUGUACUUUUCGAGGGAAGAGUGGAAACUUCUCAGUGAUUCUCAGAGAUUCCUAUAUCACAAUGUGAUGCUGGAGAACUUUGUGCUCCUGGCCUCUUUGGGACUUGCAUCAGCUAUGUCCUGUGAAAUCACUCAACUGAAGUCCUGGGGAGAACCCUUCAUGUCUACACAAGGAGUCAUGACUCCAGACAUGCUGAGAGGGUGUUGGCAUGGAGCCAAAGCUGAGGAGGCACCUUUUGAGCAGAGUGUUUCUACAGAAGGAGUGUUUUGUGUCAACCUUCACCAAAACCAGAAAAUGAGCCAUGGAGACAAACCCUUAAAAAGAGAAGAGGGCAGGGCCUCAGUUUUAAAGAGCUGCAGAAUCUUCCUGUCAGAGAAGCCUUUACAAAACAAGGAGGGUAGGAAGGAUUCCCUGGCCAGCUCAGGUCUUCUCAAGUGCCACAGUGGAGGUGAGCCACCCAGGAACACUGAGCUCAGUGCAGCCUUUCACAGUGGAAAAAAGAACUACAAAUGCAGUGAAUGUGGGAAAGCCUUUGGGCAGAAAUAUUUACUUGUUCAGCACCAGAGACUGCACACUGGAGAAAAACCUUAUGAGUGCAGUGAAUGUGGGAAACUGUUUAGCCAUAAAUCAAACCUCUUUAUACACCAAAUAGUUCACACUGGAGAAAGGCCUUACAGUUGUAGUGAAUGUGGAAAAUCCUUUAGCCGAAAUGCCGACCUCAUCCAACACCACAGAGUUCACACUGGAGAAAAGCCUUUUACAUGCAGUGACUGUGGAAAGGCUUUUAGGCAUAAUUCCACACUUGUUCAGCAUCACAGGAUCCACACUGGAGUAAGGCCUUAUGAGUGUGGAGAAUGUGGGAAAUUCUUUAGCUUCAACUCCAGCCUCAUGAAACAUCAGAGAGUUCACACUGGAGAAAAACCUUAUAAGUGCAGCGAAUGUGGGAAAUUCUAUAGCCACAAAUCCAGCCUUAUCAAUCAUUGGCGAGUUCACACUGGAGAAAGGCCUUAUGAGUGCAGUGAAUGUGGGAAGUUUUUUAGCCAAAGCUCUAGUCUCAUGCAACACCGAAAAGUUCACACUGGAGAAAAGCCUUUUAAGUGCAAUGAAUGUGGGAGAUUCUUUAGUGAGAACUCCAGCCUCGUUAAACAUCAGAGAGUUCACACUGGAGCAAAGCCUUAUGAGUGCAGGGAAUGUGGGAAAUUUUUUCGCCAUAGUUCCAGCCUUGUUAAACAUCGGAGGAUUCAUACUGGAGAAAUGCCUUAUGAGUGCAACAAUUGUGGGAAAUCCUUUAGCCAGGAUUUCAACCUAAUUCAACACUAGAAAGGUCACACUGGAGAAAAGUCUUGAAUGCUUCACAUGUGGAAAAGCCUAUGGCCACACUUCCAUCCUCUUGUACCCUGGAGAGGUCUCAGUGCUGAGAGGUAUUGUGAAUGAAGUGAUUGCGGAAAAGCCUUUAUCCAGAAGUUGUCUCUGACUCAGUAAUGGAAACAUCAUAACCUCGAGAGGCCUUAUAAAUGCAGUGAAUGUGGAGAAAGGCUUCAGCCAGUGAACUAAUUUCAGCCCUAAGAGUGAACUUGCUUUAAAACAGUCCUGAGAGUAGCAUAUGUGAAGGAGCCAGCACUUGGAUAUCACUCACGCAGACAUGCACCGUGGGAACAGGAUGAGAAUUGCUGCCAUCCUCCCAUGAAGGUGACCUCUUUCUGAGUACUCUAGGGAGAGGGAGUCACACGGUUUUGUCUACACCUGUCUGGAGUGGAGUUUCCAUCUCACUGAGUUUGGAGA
Castor canadensis (American beaver) is the source of this 1842-nucleotide messenger RNA. RefSeq lists its product as uncharacterized. Gene Ontology annotation, biological process: embryo development; regulation of transcription by RNA polymerase II. NCBI's taxonomy places the organism in Eukaryota, Metazoa, Chordata, Mammalia, Rodentia, Castoridae. Gene Ontology annotation, molecular function: DNA-binding transcription factor activity, RNA polymerase II-specific; RNA polymerase II transcription regulatory region sequence-specific DNA binding. Gene Ontology annotation, cellular component: nucleus. The record is from RefSeq and is a predicted model, not a curated record.